GGACGAACACUUCUGUCAGCAGCUCCAGGUCAAAUGGACGGGUGUGUUCAGUUGGAGUAGUUGUGCUGCACAUUCCUCACAUGCUCACAUUCAGCACAGCGGCGAGUAGGGGGAUGGAAGGAAGAAGAGGGAGGAGUUAGUCUCAUGUAAACGCAGACAUAUGUCCGGCUCGCAGAAACUCUGGGCUCUCUAGCAGCGACAGGACGUGAGAAGAGGACGUGGAGCACCACCUGCUUUCACACGAUGUGGCUGACUCUUCUCUACUGUUGCACCGGUGGGGGGGCUCUGCUGUACGUUCUGUACAAAUGGGUGAUCCCCCACGUCGUACAGUACCAUCCAGGUCUCACCCUUUUCUGGCACGACAGGAUCGUAGAGCGAGUUCUGGAUACGCUGACCCAGUCGACACGUCCUCAGCGCAUGCUGGCUGCAGUACAUAACAACGCCACCAGAGGAGACCCUCGCAGCGUGGUGAAGGCCAUCGAUCAAUUCUGCAGGCAGAAGGAGUGGGCCAUGAACAUUGGAGAUGAGAAAGGCUGCAUUCUUGACUCCGUGGUGUCGGAGGUAAACCCAGCCAUGGUGCUGGAGCUGGGAACCUACUGUGGCUACUCUACGGUGAGGAUCGCCAGCCAGCUGCCUCCUCAUGCCAAGAUCAUCACCCUGGAGUUUAACCCACAGAACGCUGCUGUGGCCCGGCAGAUCAUUGCCUGGGCAGGACUGGGGGAGAAGAUCAAGCUAAUUGAGGGAUCCUCUGGUGACUGGAUCCCCAAACUGAAAGAGCAGUUUGGGGUUGACACAUUUGACUUGGUCUUCUUGGAUCACUGGAAGGACCGCUACCUUCCUGAUACUAAACUUAUGGAGGAAUGUGGCCUUCUAAGAAAAGGCAGCAUUCUGUUGGCAGAUAACGUCAUCUGCCCUGGAACCCCUGAAUACCUGGAGUACAUCCGUAACAGCCCGCGGUACAAGAGCCAGUACUUCAAGUCUCAUCUGGAGUACACCAGGGUGGAGGACGGCUUAGAGAAAUCCAUCUUCCUAGGGUAGAUGUUUACAGACAGCAUCAUGUUUGAUGCAGGUACAUUUCUGAGCUGCUUUCUUUCAGGAUCACUAAGCAGAAUCAAAGAAAAUCAGCUCUGUUUUUCUAAUGUAACUUUACAUGUUGACUUGGGAUUAAAGGCCACAAUAAAAAAGUGUGAUGUUUUAAUUUCAA
Messenger RNA from Nothobranchius furzeri (turquoise killifish), 1204 nucleotides. RefSeq names its product catechol-O-methyltransferase b (gene comtb). Gene Ontology annotation, biological process: dopamine metabolic process; developmental process; catecholamine catabolic process. Lineage: Eukaryota; Metazoa; Chordata; Actinopteri; Cyprinodontiformes; Nothobranchiidae. Gene Ontology annotation, molecular function: catechol O-methyltransferase activity. The record is from RefSeq and is a predicted model, not a curated record.